UCUCGAUUGCUUGAAACUCCUACUGCCAUUCAAUGGCAUUCCUCUGUCCCUCCGCCAUGUUCGCGACAUCCAACACCGCGAUGUCAUCGAUCAGUUCCGGGGUACUCGCGUGGGCGAACAUGUCUCGCGGGGUCAGCUGAACGGACGGACCUAGGCGCGCACAUCUUACGUCUCCGACGCACACUCGUCCCCGCUUCUCCUGAACGACGACGGCCUUCAGAAUGCUCCGCCAGUCACCCAUCUUCCUUCGGGGUCAGCGCCUGCGCCUCCCCGCCGCGUGGCGCGCGUACCACGAUGAGUCUUUCGGAUAUCGUGCGGCCAGAGUGCAUGAAGUGCCCGAUUAUACACCGGAGCAGCUGGCGAACCGCGCAGCGAAUGGGUCCCUGCAGCGCUACGCCGACAUGCUGCGCUCGCACGGGCAUCGGGCCGCGAACAUCGACCCGCUUGGCCUUGUCGCGCGCGAUCCAGUCGCCGCGCUCGAUCCGUCGCGCUACCACCUCAGCGGCGCCUACGACGUCGACGGCAUCAUCUUCGCGGGCGAGGGGCAGCAGGGACCAUGGGAGCUAAAGGACAUCGUAGAGCACCUGAACGCGGUAUACGUGGGCCGCGUCGCGUAUGAGUACAUGCACUCCCCACACAAGGCCGAACGUCUCUGGUUCAUGCGCCACCUCGAAGCGCGCGAGCAACGUCUCGCGCCAAACCGCAAACGCAUCCAUUCCCUCCUCGCUAAGAGCGAGGCCCUGGACAAGUUUCUACAGCUCAAGUUCCCCAACUUGAAGCGGUACGGCCUCGAAGGUGGCGAAUCCAUGAUCCCGGCGCUUGACUCGUUAUUCCGCGUAGCAGCGCAAGCUGGCGUUGAGCACACGGUGCUCGCUAUGCCCCAUCGCGGACGCCUCAACGUCCUUCUCGGACUGCUAGGCUACCCUCCCGCAGGCCUGUUCCGCAAGAUCAAAGGCGGCAGCGAGAUCCCGGAGGAGUUUACCGAAGGAGAGGAAGACGUUCUCGACUACCGUGCGGCUGAAGGCGACGUGCUCAGCCAUCUCACCGCAGUCAAGGAUCUGGAGUACGACGGACGUCACAUCGAGGUCGAGCUCCUGCCGAAUCCAUCUCAUCUGGAGGCCAUAAACCCCGUCGCCCUCGGCAAGGCGCGCGCCAAGCAAUACUCCCUCCUCAAAUCCUCCCCUGCCGACUGCGCUCUCGGCGACCGCGUGCUAUGCGUCCAGGUGCACGGCGACGCGAGUUUCACGGGGCAGGGUGUGGUCAUGGAGGGUAUUGGGCUGAGUAAUCUGCCGCACUAUACGACGGGGGGCAGUGUGCAUUUGGUGGUGAAUAAUAAUAUCGGCUACACCACACCGGCUCAUGGCGCGCGCUCGUCGAUGUACUGUUCGGAUAUUGGGAAGAUGGUCGGCGCGCCGGUUCUGCAUGUGAACGGGGAUUAUCCCGAAGAUGUUGAGCGCGCGAUGGAGGUCGCUUUUGCGUACCGCGAUCGCUUCCGGAAGGACGUGAUCGUGGACUUGCUCGUCUACCGGCGAUGGGGACAUAACGAGCUUGACGUCCCCGACCUCACCAGCCCGAAGAUGUACGAGAAGAUCCGCGCACGGCAGUCCGUUCCGCAGCUAUACGCCUCGAGACUAGUGGCCGACGGCACCCUCACCGCCAAAGAAGCUGAACGCGAGCGCACCGAGUACAGGGCCCAGCUCGAAGCCGAACUCGCCCGCGAGGCGGCGACGGACCCCACCACCGGCAAGCCCGCCUACCAGCCCGAGUGGAAAGCCUCGCCCGGGUGGGAGCAGAUCGUGUGGCCGGCGUCGGCGGCGGCGGUCCGCGAACCUAGCACGGGUGUCGAGGAGAGCACGCUGGCGCAGAUCGGCCGCGCGAGCGUGGCGGUUCCGGAGGGCUUUGCCCUUCAUGACAAGCUCCGGCGGCACAUCAAGCACCGUCUGCAGGCUAUCGACGCCGGGAAGGGCCUGGACUGGGCGACGGCUGAGGCAAUGGCCUUCGGCGCUCUUCUCCUCGAGGGUAACGACGUCCGCAUCUCCGGGCAGGACGUCGGACGCGGGACGUUCAGCCAGCGGCAUGCAAUGCUCGUGGACCAGCAGACGGAGCGGACGGUCGUCCCGCUGAAUGACUGGGCAGAGAAGGGCGACACGGGAAAGAAGGGCAGUGGGAGGUUGGAGUUGGCCAACAGUUCACUGAGCGAAAUGGCCGUGCUUGGGUUUGAGUACGGUGCUAGCUGGGAGCGGCCGACGCUGUUGCCCAUAUGGGAGGCACAGUUCGGCGACUUCUUCAACGGGGCGCAAGUCAUCAUCGACACCUUCAUCUCGUCGGCGGAGACUAAGUGGCUCCGGCAAAGCGGGAUAGUGCUCCUCCUGCCCCACGGCCUCGAUGGCGCGGGUCCUGAGCACUCCUCUUCGCGUAUUGAGCGGAUGCUGCAGCUCACCAACGACCCCUUCGCCUCCCAAUCCACGGAGCCGAACGUAAACAUGCAUGUCACGUUCCCGACGACGCCGGCGCAGUACUUCCACCUCUUGAGGCGGCAGAUGGCGCGCAACUUCAGGAAGCCGCUAAUUGUCGCUGGGCCGAAGGGCUUGUUGCGUCUACCGGCUGCCGGUUCCUCCCUCGCCGACAUGGCGCCGGGCACCACAUUCCAGCCAGUGCUCGACGAUCCUGCGAUCUCCGACCCCUCGAAGGUCGACCGCGUCCUCCUUGUCUCUGGCAAACUCUACUACGAGCUCGCGAAGGCCCGCGACGCGUCCUCGCCGACCACCGCCAUCGUCCGCCUAGAAGAGCUUGCGCCCUUCCCCUUCGCCCGCCUGCGCUCCGUGCUCGAGCGAUAUGCAAACGCGUCCCGGUUUGUGUAUGUACAAGAGGAGCCGCGGAAUCAGGGCGCGUGGGGGCAUGUGGCGGCGCGCGCGAGUUCGGGUGUACUUCCGGAGGGGAAGGAGCUGGAGUAUGUGGGGCGGGGUCCGAGUGCGCUGCCUGCUCCAGGUCUCGGGACGCUGUAUAAGGCGCAACAGGCGGAGAUUAUCAGGCGAGCGCUGGCGUAGGUAGGAAGAUGAAAGCAUUGCAGCGGGAGCUUUGACUGUAUCCAGAUAGAUAUACUGAGAAGCAAAGGAUAUGCAAGGAUUUGAACAUGUACAGACAGCACCUCGAGUAGGAAGCGCGGUUUUUGGAGCGGCGGUACGCUGACU
Schizophyllum commune H4-8 is the source of this 3191-nucleotide messenger RNA. RefSeq names its product 2-oxoglutarate dehydrogenase, E1 component. Gene Ontology annotation, biological process: tricarboxylic acid cycle. NCBI's taxonomy places the organism in Eukaryota, Fungi, Basidiomycota, Agaricomycetes, Agaricales, Schizophyllaceae. The transcript has 21 exons. The record is from RefSeq and is a predicted model, not a curated record. The coding region runs from base 222 to 3047 and encodes 941 amino acids. Gene Ontology annotation, molecular function: oxoglutarate dehydrogenase (succinyl-transferring) activity; thiamine pyrophosphate binding.